Molecule: messenger RNA, 435 nt
Organism: Trypanosoma theileri
Lineage: Eukaryota; Euglenozoa; Kinetoplastea; Trypanosomatida; Trypanosomatidae
Exons: 1
Coding region: 1-435 (144 amino acids)
Biological process (GO): autophagy of mitochondrion
Cellular component (GO): mitochondrial outer membrane
Molecular function (GO): calcium ion binding
Source: RefSeq, a predicted model, not a curated record
AUGAGCCAGAAAUCAGCAUCUGUCAAGGAAGCCAUGAAGAGCAGCAAUAAACCUGUUGAUGGUGAUGGAAAAAUAUAUGCUGAGGUACCAAAGCUUAAAACGGCACCUGGUUUAUUAUCAACCAUUGGUGUAAGCGGAGUGUUGGGUGCGGCAGUGGGAGUGGCAUCACGUCGACUCACAUCGGACGCACUUUACGGAGCUGGUCUCGCAGUUAUUGGGCUGCAGAGUUUAAGCUACAUGGGAUAUAUUCAGAUCAACUGGAAAAGAGUUGAGCAAGAUAUUACGAAUGUAGUGGAUCAGAACGGUGAUGGCAAAAUUGAUCAGAAAGAUUUGAAUAUAAUCCUGAAACGCUUCAUUAAGUUUGCCGGAAGCGGUUUAAGUGAUAUUGCUGCAUUCACAGCGGGAUUCUUUUUGGGGGCCAAAUUUAUUGUAUGA